Frankliniella occidentalis (western flower thrips) is the source of this 2020-nucleotide messenger RNA. RefSeq names its product venom protease. Gene Ontology annotation, biological process: proteolysis. Gene Ontology annotation, molecular function: serine-type endopeptidase activity. Bases 174 to 1424 code for a protein of 416 amino acids. NCBI's taxonomy places the organism in Eukaryota, Metazoa, Arthropoda, Insecta, Thysanoptera, Thripidae. The record is from RefSeq and is a predicted model, not a curated record. The transcript is spliced from 7 exons.
GGUGCGGUGCGGCGGGGCAGAGCGGGGCGGGGCGGGCGGCUGCUACGACCCGCCGCUCACUCCGCUCCACUCACUCGCCUCAGUAGCGAACUGGCAGCCGCACCGCCAACCGACGUGAGGCGAGCGUGACCACCGUGACACCGAGUGUGAACGAGCGUGACGAGUCGGCCGUCAUGUUGGCGUGCCUGCUCGUGCUGGCGCUCGCCGGGCUGGCGCAGGCCCAGCAGCAGCUGUACGAGGGGAGCGACUGCUUCAACCAGGUGGUGAAGAGGCCCGGCAUCUGCCGCCAGCUGACGCAGUGCCCCUGGGCAGAACAGGAGGUGCACAACCACAAGUACCCGCAGAUCUGCGGCUGGAGCAACACCCUGCCCAUCGUCUGCUGCCCCUCUGGCCACUCGGAGCCCAUCGACGAGCCUAGGCCCACCAGACCCACCUCUAGACCCACCUCUAGACCCACCUCUAGGCCCACCUCUAGGCCCACCUCCAGACCCACCUCCAGGCCGACCUCCAGGCCCAACGUGGGCCAGCGCGGAAGGGUCGCCAAGAAAAAGUGCGCCGACUACGCUAAGUACGUGUACCGCGAGGAGGAGUCGGUCGCGCUCAUCGCGCUGGCCGGCCCCGAGAAGAUCAACCAGUGCGCCAACCCCGGGGAGCCCUUCAUCGUGGGUGGCGAGGAAGCCAACCCCAAGGAGUUCCCGCACAUGGCCCUGAUAGGCUACGGCGAGAGGGACGACAUCAGCUACCAGUGCGGCGGCUCGCUCAUCGCCCCCGACUACGUGCUCACGGCGGCGCACUGCCUGGUCACCCCGGGCAACCUCAAGGCGCGCUGGGUGCUGCUGGGCGAGCUGGACCGCUCCACGGACGCCGAUGACGACGGGCCCCAGCUGCUGGAGGUGGACAAGCUCAUCCGGCACCCGGACUUCAAGCCCCCGCAGCACUACCACGACAUCGCGCUGCUGCGGCUCAAGAGGGCCGCCACCAUGACCGCGUACGUGCGGCCCGCCUGCCUGUUCACGGAGCGGGCCCCGCCCCCGGGAAAGGUCCCCGUCGCCACCGGCUGGGGCCACACGGAGUGGGCCGGCGACCCCAGUGACCGCAUGAUGAAGGUGCGGCUGCCCGUCCAGCCCUACCGGGUGUGCAACGAGUCCUACAGGGCCAACGUGGACCGCAAGCUGCCCCUCGGCAUCCUGGACGAAGGGCAGCUCUGCGCCGGUGACCUCAAGGGUGGCAAGGACACCUGUCAGGGCGACUCUGGCGGUCCGCUUCAGCUGUACACGACCGAGGACCCAUAUUACUGUAUGCACCACGUCAUUGGCGUCACGUCCUUUGGCAAGGCGUGCGGCUUCAAGAACUCGCCCGCCAUUUACACCAGAGUUUCGACCUACGUACCCUGGAUUGAGAGCAUCGUGUGGCCCAACGAGUGAGCAAGCGACACGAGUCCGACGUCCGUUUACUGCGAUUUUUAUAAUUAGAAUUUUAAAUUGUUAGAAGUGGUGGUGAUUGAUGAAAGACAGAUGUGAGCGUUUUGUGCAAUAUAGACCCAGUUAGGUUCUGUGUUCUGCUCUUAGGUUAAGUGAUAAGUCGUAUAGGGUGUUCGAAUGGAGCGCGUAGCGGUAGUAAGAAGAACAAAGACGGAAGGUGGAAAGGCGCCCGCGCCGUUCUCCUCUCCCGAAGUGAGGAUGCGCCCAGGGAGAAGUUAAGGGCUGGCGGGGAGGAGUGCGAGUGCGGGCGCCUUUUCCACCCUCCGUUUUUGUUCUUUUUCCUUCCACUCCACGCUCUAUUGGAAUAUCCUAUUGAUAAUACUUAUUCAAGUCAUAUUAGUGAUAAAAUUUAACAUUUUUUCGAAUUUCCUGUGAUAAGGCCGCCAUGCUUCAGGUAAUACUGACUGAUCUCCAUCUUCCACGCAAAAGGGGAAGCUCAUAAAAAGACUUGCACAACGUUCACACGCACUGGAUAAUUAAUGUUGCCUGCCUGUAUAGUGACCUGUAACCGAGUCAGUAAUAAAGUUUUACGAACUGAC